UUUAUAGGUCUAUAUAAACUUCAGAUUGAUUUAUAUCAAACAUGCAAAGUUCCUGCCGUACAGUCUAGUGCCUGGGCUGCCACAAAAGUGAUUUUAGAUGAACAGUUAGAAGGAAUUAAAAAUGCAAAAACAUACAAAAGUGAAAGAAUCAUAACCUCAAAACAAGCAGCUCAUAUAAAUGUUCAAGGUGUACCUAAACCUGUAAUAAACUUCUGUGCAAAUAACUAUCUUGGUCUGUCUAGUCACCCAGGUAUAAUCGAGGCAGGGAAAAGUGCUCUGGAUGCAUAUGGUGCUGGUUUAAGUUCAGUUCGCUUUAUUUGUGGCACGCAGGAUUUGCAUAAACUGUUAGAGCAAAAAAUUGCAAAAUUUCAUGGUCGAGAAGAUUGUAUAAUAUAUCCCAGUUGUUUUGAUGCUAAUGCUGGUCUCUUUGAAGUUCUGCUGACUUCUGAAGAUGCUGUAUUGUCAGAUGAAUUAAAUCAUGCAUCCAUAAUAGAUGGAAUAAGGCUUUGUAAAGCUCAAAAAUUCCGUUAUAAGCACAGAGACAUGUCAGAUUUAGAAAAGAAAUUGCAAGAAAGUUCAUCUGCUCGAAUGAGAUUAAUUGCUACUGAUGGAGUCUUCAGUAUGGAUGGAAAUAUUGCCCCUUUGCCGGAAAUUUGUAAUUUAGCCAAAAAGUAUAAUGCAGUGGUGUUUGUUGAUGAAUGUCAUGCCACUGGUGUAAUUGGUAAAACAGGAAGAGGCACUGAAGAGCACUUCAAUCUAUCUGGAAAAAUUGAUAUCAUAAAUUCUACAUUAGGCAAAGCAUUAGGAGGAGCAUCAGGUGGUUAUACUACAGGGAAAUCUGAACUAAUUGAUUUAUUGCGUCAAAAGUCCCGUCCAUACCUAUUUUCAAAUGCACUUCCACCAGCAGUUGUUGCUUGUGCAUCAAAGGCUCUAGAUAUACUUUUUGAGAGUUCUUCACUGCUUGAGAAACUGCACAAAAAUACAAAGAUGUUUAGAUCUGCUAUUAAAGCAUGUGGAUUGGAUGUAAUAGGAGAUGAUCAUCCAAUAUGCCCAGUAAUGCUAGCAGAAGAAAAAUUAGCUAUGAGCAUGGCUGCUAAAAUGUUAGAUCAAGGUAUAUAUGUUAUUGGCUUCACAUAUCCUGUUGUUCCUAAAAAUCGAGCCAGAGUUAGGGUGCAGAUAUCUGCAGCCCAUGAUGAGAUAGAUAUUGAAAAAGCUGUGGAGGCAUUUUACUCAGUUGCUAAAGAAAUUGGAGUUAAAUAAGAUCUGAAAGCAUUUAAAAAAUUUUACUUCUGUAAAUAAAGGAAGUUCUGUUGUGAUAUCUGUUCCUGAUCUGAUAUUAAUGGACAUUUUGACUUUGUAAUAUAUUAUACAAAUUAAAUCUAUUAUUUAUAUACAAUCAAA
Messenger RNA from Stegodyphus dumicola, 1401 nucleotides. RefSeq names its product Glycine C-acetyltransferase (gene Gcat). Gene Ontology annotation, cellular component: mitochondrion. Gene Ontology annotation, molecular function: glycine C-acetyltransferase activity; pyridoxal phosphate binding. Gene Ontology annotation, biological process: L-threonine catabolic process; biosynthetic process. Lineage: Eukaryota; Metazoa; Arthropoda; Arachnida; Araneae; Eresidae. The record is from RefSeq and is a predicted model, not a curated record.